Messenger RNA from Megalops cyprinoides (Indo-Pacific tarpon), 3433 nucleotides. RefSeq names its product monoglyceride lipase (gene mgll). Bases 207 to 1082 code for a protein of 291 amino acids. The record is from RefSeq and is a predicted model, not a curated record. Gene Ontology annotation, molecular function: lipase activity. Gene Ontology annotation, cellular component: membrane. The transcript is spliced from 7 exons. NCBI's taxonomy places the organism in Eukaryota, Metazoa, Chordata, Actinopteri, Elopiformes, Megalopidae.
GACAGCGUGGUCCAGAACCUUUGACGUGAGGGCCAUGAAAACAUCCCUUCGGAGGUUGUCCGCGGAACUUGACGACUAUAUGAACAAAACUUUAAGACUUAAUGUUUAGGUCAGUUGCUUGAUAAUUGCUACACUGACAUGUAUGUAAUAUUGCUAUACUAUUCGUGUUCCGAGUAUCUGUUGUAGAGAGAGACCGGAAAACCGGUAUGUCUGAACGCGGAGCCGACGAUGUCCCCAACCCGGACCAACAGCACAUUGUCAACGCUGAUGGCCAGCGCUUGUUCUGCCGCUACUGGAAGCCUGAUGGUCCCCCAAGGGCACUGGUGUUUGUGGCCCACGGGGCUGGGGAGCACAGUGGGAGAUACAGCCGCCUCGCCCAAACUCUGAUGGAACGUGCCCUGCUGGUGUUUGCACAUGACCAUGUGGGUCAUGGUAACAGUGAGGGGGAGAGGAUGUCAGUGGUGGACUUUCAGAUCUUCAUCAGAGACACUCUGCAGCAUGUGGACAUUGUGAGGGAGCGACACCCUGGCCUGCCUGUCUUCAUCCUUGGACACUCCAUGGGCGGGGCCAUCUCCAUCCUGACAGCAUGUGAGCGGCCAGAUGCUUUCACCGGUGUGGUGCUCAUUGCACCCAUGGUCCAGGUUAACCCAGAAGCGGCCACACCUUUCAAGGUAGUCUUAGCAAAGCUUCUGAACCAUAUGCUGCCCAAGCUGUGUUUGGGUGCUAUUGAGUCAAAGUGGAUCUCUCGGGACCAGAGGGAGGUGGAUGAUUAUGACCAGGAUGAGCUGAACCACCACGGAGGUCUGAGUGUGUCAUUCUCUGUGAAGCUUUUGAUUGCUACACAACGGAUUGAGAAGGCCAUUCCCACCAUCACCUGGCCGUUCCUGCUUCUCCAUGGCGAUGUGGACAAGCUUUGUGACAUCAGAGGCUCACAGAUGAUGUUUGAAAAUGCAAAAAGCACUGACAAGAAGCUGAAGGUAUAUGAAGGAGCAUACCAUGCUCUUCACCGUGACCUCCCAGAGACAGCUGACUCUGUUCUGGAAGAAGUGGGCACAUGGAUUGUGGAGCGAAUUCCAGCCUAGCCAGCAUCUGGCCCCUGCAAUGCCUCUUCUUUAUUCUUGCCUGUCUACUGUCUGCUUCGAUCUCUUGACUUUUUAGUUUUUAUUUUAAUUAUCCUUUAUAUAACCAGGCAGAUAGACUAAAAUAAGGCAUCUGGGGAUCUGGCCAGGAAGGCAGCUAAAAAGUUAAAAAGGCAGCUAAAAGGUUUUGGGCAUUUGCAUAGUAUACAAAAUUAAAAGAACCACCUGAAGAAAAAUCAACAACUAGGGCUGUUUCAAAGAAGAGAGAGACAUGUUUCUUGGAGUUUGUGAAUUGAGCCAAUCAACGUGAGAAUUUAUCUGACAGAUUUAUAAAAUGAUGUAAAGAUCUACUGAUGUCCUCAGACAACGAAAUAUCAUUUCUUACCCCUCACCUUGUAUCUUUUUUGAAGAGUGUUUACCUUUAAGUCUUCGAAACAGUGAUUGAAACUAGUAGUAGUUCAAGAUAAUUUGACGUUUGGGAUACAAUAUUUUCUUCAUCUACAACUGAAAUUAGUUAUGUAAAAUUUCUUAUUUCAAGAAGAGACUUUGGAUUUGCCAUUUUAGUAUCUCUUAAACCAGCAAUCAAAUAAUGACCACUGAUGUUGUUACCUGCUUGUAGUGUAUUCAUAAUGUGCAUUUGUCAUCAUUAGGUCAAUUAACAAUGAUUUGCAAGGGUUUUUAGUAUUACAUGAGGUGAAUAUUUUUAUUAUCUUAGAUAUAGAACAUUGCAAAUAUAUUUAAAACCCUCUGAAGCAGAUGUCCAAUUCAUGUGCACUUCAUAUCAGUGAUAACAGUGUUACUCAUUGUUACUCAAAAUGGCCAGUGAUUUUGACAAGGAAAAUGUGCCAGCACUAGUCAGUGGACACCUGUAUCAGACCACCAAGGUAAAAGAAGUAUUCUUAGACAUCUACAUUUUAAGAGGAAGCAUCUUGGACUGCCUGGAUAAUGACUACAACUAAUAAAUGAGUGAAAUUACAACACCUCCACCUUGCCUGGCCCUAUCAGCAAAAUGAACUGCAAACAUGAUCUAGAACAUAUUAAUUUAACCAGGUUUUAGAUAACACAGUGAAGUCUGAAUCAGCUGUUUGAAUCCAGUUAUUCAGAAAAUCUAGUUUGGUAACCACACUUCUGCUACUGGAAUUCAAGAAUUUUAAACCCUUGCUUUAUUUAAAUCAGAGGGAUUUAAAAAACAUUGAAUAUUUGUAUCUGGACCUGAGUUCGAUGGAUCAUUACAUUAUCAGAAAAGUAAAAAGAGCAAACCAGUUAAAAAGUUGGACACACAUGUAGGACACACAUGCCACUUAGUAAUCUGGUGGAAAUAUGAAAGUGUUAAACACAAUUAACUGCUGAAUAUAAUUGAGGUUUGCUGUUUUAACCAAUUAUUUCCAAAAUAAUCCAGGCAUAUAGCCAGUGGAAUCUGGUUUGUCCAGUAGUUUUGGGGGGGAACCGGUCAUGUCAUGUUCUGCAUUUACCAGCGGUUGUGGCAAACCUGUGUGUUUAAAACCAGCAGUCCACUACUUCUACUCAAAACCAGUAUAAGUAGAAGUAAAGUAAACAAGGUCAUUGUUGUGAUUUCCUUGACAUUUCACACUCUGCGUCACUAAUGAAUACAAAUGCUGGUCAUGCCAACAGCAGUGGGUCAGUGAGAGUCAGGGCUACAAGCAGGAUCCACAUGCUACAACACCCCAUGACAAUCAGUGGCAAGAUUGCACAAGUGCAGCCUAGAAAAGGCACUGUUCCAAAGGAUUUAAGUGCACCAGCAAGUGGUGAACAGGUGCCAAUCCAAGCUCACCAGCAGAUUCAAGAUUUAGGUUUUUAGCAUGGCUGCAAGAUUGAAAGCACCUUGACCAAUGGAGGUGGUAGGUAGGCGGCUUUUCAGAUUGGUUUAGGGUUGGUGUAAUCAUAGUUUGAGUUUUUCAGUUUUAAAGAUUAUAUUUACAGUAGGGUAGCUGGAAGAUGGUUCCACUGAAUAUUUGAAAAAAAAAAAAGGAUUAAAAAAGGGAUCCUGUUAUAUCAACCCAGUCUCUGGAAACUUAACAUACAGGUACAAGUCACUGGUGCAAAUGAGUAUUUUUGUGUCUUUCAGAAUUAACAUAUUACAUCUGCCUCAACAAUUCCAUCAGGUUCUCCCCCUGAGUCAUGUUGAGACAAGAUGUUCUAUUUCUAUUAUUCUACAUCUAUUAGACUUUAUGUUCUAUUGUGAUGGAAGUCACUCUGGAUAAGAGCGUCUGCUAAAUGCAUGUAAUGUGAUGUAAACGCCUUCCCAAAUGGUGCUGGUGUUGGGAAGACAUGAGUAUUGCCUUUUUACACAGUCAGCCUGAUUGUUCAUCUGCAACAUUUAUAUCAGAUGGUUU